Salmo salar (Atlantic salmon) is the source of this 1129-nucleotide messenger RNA. RefSeq names its product heterogeneous nuclear ribonucleoprotein L (gene hnrpl). The record is from RefSeq and is marked provisional. Lineage: Eukaryota; Metazoa; Chordata; Actinopteri; Salmoniformes; Salmonidae. Gene Ontology annotation, molecular function: nucleic acid binding.
CGCCAGCCCAGGACCUCCACAUCUGAUUUCUUCACUUGCGGGAUCGUCUGAGUCCAGCCACCCUGACAGAGAGAGCAGCUGUGGACGGCCUGUAUAGACGUAGGGGAGCUGUGUGUGUGGCACCUCAGGGAGCCCACCAAGCCUUUCCAGAGGAUCCAGCUGCCUGACUGUGCAGGUGUCACCUGCCUUAUCAAGGUCAAAAACCAGAUCUGGGUUGGGGGCCGAGGGUGGAGUUCAGGGAAGUCCAGGGGGAAGAUCUACGUAGUGGAUGCCCAGCGACACACGGUGGAGAAGGAGCUGGUAGCUCACACAGACUGUGUCCAGGCACUGUGCUCCGCAGAGGACCGCUAUGUGCUGAGUGGGGCAGCCCGUGAGGACGGGAAGAUAGCCAUCUGGAAAGUGGAGUAACUUCAGUGGAAAUUCAAUACUGCCCCCUGGUAGCUAGGGGUCAGAACAGGAUCGUGUUCAUUAGGCAUCAAACGGUAGAAAACGGACUGAAACAGGAAGUUGUUCAAUAAGAAACGCUCAUUUUUGUUAACCAUUGAAAAUUGUUUUGCUAAGGUGUGCCCUAAUAACCCAGGUGAUUAUGAACAGUUGGGAAAUAAACUCUUGUCGUGAUUUGUGACUGCCUAUGGAUGGAUGACCAACCCAAAGUUCACCUGAUUGCAUAGGAUUUAUUUUUAUUGCUGGAAUAAUCUUUCCAACCUAUAGUUUUAAACAUGUAUCUUAUUGUUUAUGUUAAAGGGAAACUAUUUAGGUAUUUGUUUCAUUAGUCCAUUGUUGAUAUAAUCCCAACAUGUUUUGAAUGUCAGAAAUACAUUUUAAGAUAUAUAACUUAAAAAAUACAGAAAUACUGCUGGUGUGAUGCAUUUUUGGACUAUAUCAACAAUAGACUAAUGAAGCAAAUACCAAAACACUGUUUUGGGUGUCAUUUUCCUUUUAAGUAUUAUUUACAUUGGAGGAACCAUAGAUGUUAUCUUUUUAUAUUGGGAUGCUUCACAGGUUACUCACAUCCAAAUAAGUAUUUCAUAUUUAAUGUAUGUGCUUUCUCUUCUAAAUAUUUUUUUGUAUGUUUAAUACACUCAACCCAAACUAUGCAUUUUAGUAUUAUUAAAAUGUUAAGUAAUGC